This is a messenger RNA of Pyricularia grisea, 1290 nucleotides long. RefSeq lists its product as uncharacterized. Gene Ontology annotation, molecular function: metalloaminopeptidase activity; manganese ion binding. The coding region runs from base 1 to 1290 and encodes 429 amino acids. The transcript has 3 exons. NCBI's taxonomy places the organism in Eukaryota, Fungi, Ascomycota, Sordariomycetes, Magnaporthales, Pyriculariaceae. The record is from RefSeq and is a predicted model, not a curated record. Gene Ontology annotation, cellular component: mitochondrion.
AUGGCAUUCCCUCUAGCGCGGCAAGCUCUUGCUGGAGAAUUAACACCAGGAAUCUCGGCACAAGAAUACUAUGAUCGCCGUCAAAACCUUGCAGCUCUUCUCCCCGAAAAUGGAAUCGCUAUCCUGGUCUCGGCCGAGCUCAGGUACCGCUCUGGCGCCGUCUUCUUCCCCUUCCGCCAAGACUCUAAUUUCCUGUACCUGACGGGAUUCGCCGAACAGGAUGCCGUGGCCGUGAUCCGGAAAACCGGUCAGCACGACCACGAAUUCAGACUGUACGUCAGGCCCAAGGACGCCACGGCUGAGCAGUGGUCAGGCCCUUGGAGUGGCGUCGAGGCGGCCAUGGACGUGUGGAACGCCGACGUCGCCGGGCCCAUCUCCGCCGCCGCACACGAGGUUGGUAAGCUGGCCAAGGCCGCCUCGCCGGCCAUCUACACAGACGCCCCCGCGUACGGUGGUGGCACCGGCGCGGUGAAGCCGCUCGCGCCGCUGGUCAACUCCCUGCGCGCCAUCAAGUCCCCCGCCGAGGUGGCCAACAUGCGCCACGCAGGUCGUGUCUCGGGGCGAGCUUUCACGGCCGCAAUGCGGGGUGAUGCAUCCGGCUCCGACUGGAAGUAUGAGCGUGACCUUGCCCUGUUCUUGGACCACACGUUCGCCACGACUGGUUGCGACGGCCAGGCAUAUGUGCCGGUUGUGGCGGGCGGGUCCCGUGGUAGCAUGAUUCACUACGUGCACAACAACCGCGAUCUGCCGCCGGGCGAGAUGGUACUGGUGGACGCCGGUGGUGAGUACGGCACGUACAUCACAGACAUCACCAGGACAUGGCCCAUCAACGGCAAGUUCACCCCUGCUCAGCGGGACCUGUAUGAAGCCGUACUCAAGGUACAGCGGUCGGCUGUGUCGUUGUGUCGUGCGGAUUCGGGAUUUUCUCUGGACAAGAUCCACAUGAUUGCCCAGGAUGGACUGCGAGAUCAAUUGAUACAGCUGGGCUUUGAAUUUGAUGGAAGGAAUGGGCGGACAAUACAGACUUUGUUCCCUCAUCACUUGAGUCACUACGUUGGCCUGGAUGUCCAUGAUACGCCUGGAUAUUCUAGGAGUGUGCCCCUGCAGCAAGGUCAUUGUGUCACAGUCGAGCCUGGUAUUUACGUGCCUGACGACGAAAGGUGGCCUGAGCCCUUCCGCGGAAUGGCCAUACGCAUCGAGGACAGUAUUUGUGUUUUAGACGACGUGCCACUCGUGUUAACAUCCGAGGCUGUCAAGGAGGUGGCUGAUGUGGAAGCUCUGCGGGCAUGA